UAGCUAGAAAAAUCUCUAUGACAACUUGCAUAGUCAGAAACUGAGUAACAAUAGGGACUGUGUAGUCUUUAGUCUUGGGCUUGUAUAAAAAGGCAGGUGACAGCAGUCAGUCAACAGGCAGAAUCAGCUUCAGCUUCUCCUUUGUGGAACCACUGAGGAUCAGACAACGCAAACAUGAAGGUCACCUUCUUUGAGGACAGGAAUUUUCAGGGUCGCUCUUAUGAGUGUAUGGGCGACUGUGGUGACAUGCACUCUUACAUGAGCCGCUGUCACUCUUGCAGAGUGGACAGUGGCUGCUGGAUGAUGUACGAUCAGCCCAACUACAUGGGCAGUGGAUAUUUCUUCAGGAAGGGAGAGUAUGCUGAUUACAUGUCUAUGUUUGGAAUGAGCAACUGCAUCAGGUCCUGCCGUAUGAUCCCCAUGUACAGGGGAUCCUACAGAAUGAGGAUCUACGAGAGGGAGAACUUCGGAGGUCAGAUGUACGAGAUGAUGGAUGACUGUGACAACAUCAUGGACCGUUACCGCAUGUCUCACUGCCAGUCCUGUCAUGUGAUGGACGGCCACUGGCUCUUUUAUGACCAGCCCCACUACAGAGGCAGGAUGUGGCACUUCGGUCCUGGACAGUACAGGAACUUCAGCAAUUAUGGUGGCAUGAGGUUCAUGAGCAUGAGGCGUAUCAUGGAUUCUUGGUACUAGUGUUUCAAUAAAACAAUUUCUAUACAACACUAAAUAUUGUGUUCUGAAAAUAUUUCCCACUAUCUUAUGGAAAAAUACAAUAAAGUUCAAAAGACAUAUGAAUAAUUUAAAACUACACAUGCCUGUGUGAUAUUCCCUU
Molecule: messenger RNA, 835 nt
Organism: Danio rerio (zebrafish)
Lineage: Eukaryota; Metazoa; Chordata; Actinopteri; Cypriniformes; Danionidae
Gene: crygm2d9
Product: crystallin, gamma M2d9
Source: RefSeq, marked provisional